UUUGCAUCCUAUUAUUUUGCUGAAGGCGAUCCGAUGUUACCCGUGCGUUUGGGAAGAAAUGAAACUUGUGAUAUGGAUAUCGAUGAAGAUGCCGACAGACUGGGAAUUUUUAAACCUAAGGGAAAGCCGUUGCGUGGUAGCGGCAGGAGAUAUCUUGAAGACGAUGAGAUCAUCGCUGCUCGGACCUAUGUUCUUCUGAAUUGUUCCGAAAUCGAAGAUUAUCGAAGGGUUUUUGUGGCCGGAUUGCGCGAAAGGAACAGUGACAUAAGUGAAACAGAAAUUGAAAGAGUGCUUGAAAGUGAUUUCGCCUCUUGGUUCGAACAAUAUGUACGUAUCUUAUAACAAUGGACUUCCAUUUUAAUAAUAAGGUUUAUAAAUCUUACAAAUUUCUAA
Messenger RNA from Mercurialis annua (annual mercury), 393 nucleotides. RefSeq lists its product as uncharacterized. The coding region runs from base 34 to 342 and encodes 102 amino acids. The record is from RefSeq and is a predicted model, not a curated record. NCBI's taxonomy places the organism in Eukaryota, Viridiplantae, Streptophyta, Magnoliopsida, Malpighiales, Euphorbiaceae. The transcript has 2 exons.